AUGCCUCGAAUGUCUCAUUUCCUUAUCGAUGAUCGCAAUCUCUUGAGCUUCUCUGGCCCGGAAGCACCUCCUUCUAAAUCCCAUCAUCAUUUUCAAUUUCAUCUCCUCCCUCGUCUCCUCCCCAUCAAUCUCUCUCCAGAAUGUCACACUAUUUCUCUCGCCAGCUCUCUUAUUGACAAACACUAUCUAGCAUUGGCACGGUGCCAACGAAUUCUUUAG
Messenger RNA from Caenorhabditis briggsae, 219 nucleotides. Lineage: Eukaryota; Metazoa; Nematoda; Chromadorea; Rhabditida; Rhabditidae. The transcript has a single exon. The record is from RefSeq and is a predicted model, not a curated record. The coding region runs from base 1 to 219 and encodes 72 amino acids.